AUGAAGAUUUUUAUGAACGGGACGAUUCCACCUGGAUUUUUCAAUUUGCCUGUGGUGGAUUUGUUGGAUCUCAACGACAACCACUUCAGUGGCGAACUCCCUGACGAGAUAUCAGGUGAAAAUCUUGGUCUCUUGACGCUCUCCAACAACGUGAUUACUGGGAAAAUUCCUAAAGCAAUCGAAAAAUUGGAGAAGUUGCAGACUCUUUUCCUCGACUUAAACCAGUUUACAGGCGACAUUCCACCGGAGAUAUUCCAGCUCAAACAUCUUUCCAAGAUAAACAUCAAUAGUCCGAUCUCUACAGCAUUUGGAGAAGAUGGUUUCUUCUGUGCGAUUGAUGCUAGUGGGAAACAAGAUGUGUUGAGCUUAUCACUACAUCCACUGCCCGUGGCAUCUGUUUCUGCCAUGUUUCCGAUCUCCAAGGUUUCUGAAGCUGCUUAUGCUUUGCCGCGAUGGUUGUGGCAAUCGGGUAGCGAGCUCUACCAGUACUACUGUACAGAUGAUUACUUCUUAAACGCAGCAUGGGCUACUCGCGUGCUAUCGAUUUUCCUGGUGUUGGCCACCGCCAUAGCAAUAGCACGGUGGUGGCGUUGGUCAAGAACGGAGAGACUGCCACUGCCUCCAGGGCCACGAGGCCUGCCGAUAGUCGGAAACCUCCCCUUCAUAGGUACCGAUCUUCAUCGCAGUUUCGCCAAGUUUGCUGAGGCCUAUGGUCCCAUUAUGAAACUCCGACUAGGCAGCAAGCUCUGCAUCGUGGUGUCGUCGCCAUCGCUGGCAAAGGAGGUCUUCAAAGAUCACGACACCAUAUUCGCCAACCACGACGUGAUGGCGGUGGCGGCUAUUGCCACUUACGGGUGCGUUGACAUGGCAUUUUCACCAUACGGUGACCAUUGGCGGAUGCUCCGUAAGAUCUGUGUCUCGGAGAUGCUAAAUCACAAGAGGCUCGAAGCUUUGUAUGGUCUCCGGCGGAGAGAGGUCCGCCACAUGGUGAGCCAACUCUAUUCCAAGACCGGCUCCCCGGUCGACGUUGGGGAGCAGAUGUUCCUCACCACAUUCAACAUCAUAACCAGCAUGUUAUGGGGUAAUACACUUGAAGGGGAAGAGGGGCGGCGCACCACCGUCGAGGUUCGGCAAGUAGUUGAUAGAAUUAUGAUGCUUUUUGGAAAGCCCAAUAUUUCAGAUCUAUUUCCGGCAUUGGCUUGGCUUGAUAUCCAAGGUAUUGGGCGGCGGAUGAAGAAGGAGAUUUCGUGGUUCGAUCGGAUGUUGGAUUCCGUCAUCGAAGAACGACUAAAAAGAGAUCGAGAAAGAGAAAGUCGGAGCCUGCGACGAGAAGGGAAUGUGGAUGGCAAACAAGCCAAGGAUCUCCUGCAGGUCUUACUACAGCAGCUCAAUCUCGAUCUCAAGGUCAAGGAAUGCUCUCCAGGCCUUACCAUCUCCCACAUCAAGGCUUUGUUCUUUGACAUGAUGGUGGCUGGGCCUCAAGCAGUAGCGAGCACAGUGGAGUGGGCACUAGCUGAGCUAUUGAAACACACACAUAUAAUGAAGAAAGUUGAAGAAGAGCUAGAAGAGGUAGUGGGGUUGAACAAUAUGGUGGAAGAGUCUCAUUUGCCUAAGUUACAUUACCUGCAUGGAGUGGUGAAGGAAGUGCUGCGUCUGCACAUACCUGGUCCUUUCUUGGUUCCUCGAUGCCCAAGUUCAUCUUGCACCAUAGGUGGCUUUAUGGUUCCAAAAGGCUCCAAAGUUAUGGUGAACGCAUGGGCUAUACAAAGAGAUCCUAUGGCUUGGGACAACCCCUUGGAAUUUAAGCCCGAGAGGUUCUUAAGAUUGGGUGAUGAUGAAUAUGAUUUUAGUGGCAAAGAUUUUCGAUAUAUUCCAUUUGGAUCAGGAAAAAGGGUUUGUGUAGGAAUCCCUAUGGCAGAAAGAAUUGUACCAUACCUAUUGGCAUCAAUUUUGCAUUCAUUCCAGUGGAAAUUGCCAAAUGGAGUGGACCUUGAUAUGUCAGAUAAGUUUGGUUUGGAAUUAAAGAAGGCAACACCCCUUGUGGCAAUCCCAUCACCUAGGUUAUCUGACCUCACACUCUACAAUUAA
Telopea speciosissima is the source of this 2088-nucleotide messenger RNA. Its product is annotated as geraniol 8-hydroxylase-like. Gene Ontology annotation, molecular function: oxidoreductase activity, acting on paired donors, with incorporation or reduction of molecular oxygen; iron ion binding; heme binding. The record is from RefSeq and is a predicted model, not a curated record. The coding region runs from base 1 to 2088 and encodes 695 amino acids. The transcript is spliced from 4 exons. NCBI's taxonomy places the organism in Eukaryota, Viridiplantae, Streptophyta, Magnoliopsida, Proteales, Proteaceae.